This is a messenger RNA of Chara braunii, 1362 nucleotides long. NCBI's taxonomy places the organism in Eukaryota, Viridiplantae, Streptophyta, Charophyceae, Charales, Characeae. The record is from the annotation of a GenBank genome assembly.
GGUCCGGGUCCGGCUCCGGCGUAGCCAUGACCAUUACUAAGGGGGGGUUUGCAUGUGUGAUUUCCCAUGCCACCUUAUGUCUGCAGAAAACGAAAGCACUGAAAUUGUACACGAUAGGACUUGGAAGAGCCACCGAACGUACAGUGAAAGUUCUGCAGAAGAAGUACAAGGAGCAAUACCAUCCACCCCUCUGGUCACGCAAGGAUGAUCCUCGCAGUCCCCAGUUUGAAUAUUCUUCCCCUCCGGAGUUGAUUUUGGCCCAUCAAGAUGGAGAUGCAGAUGAACAAGCCUUUAAGCUAGCCUUAGGAAAAAGCAAACAGCUUCAAGAGUCAAAGGGGGCCAGCCCUUUAGGCAAAAGUCAACCCACAUUCCAACAGCCUCCAGGACAAGAAGCAGGGUCUACAACUCAGCAGCCUCUUGGAGCACCUGCAUCCCCUUCCUCGCUGCGAACAGGACCAGCAGUCGCGUCGGCCUUGGAGGAGCAGAGGGAGCAGCACCAGCAACGGACAAAAGAGCUUUGGAAAGCAGCCAAAGGGAGACAAGGCAAGAUUUCCUGGGGCCUCGGCACAUGGCAGGCAGACGAUGAAGAAGACGAUGAUGGUGAUGACGAUGACAGGGAUGAGGAUGACGAUGAUGAUGAAGAUGAUGACAAUGAAGAUAGAGAUGAGGAUGAAGAUGUGGAUUUUGAGUUGGAAUCGGAAUCCUGUGGGACAAGUGCAAAGAUGGAACCAGGAAUGCUCAAACCAACAGUGCGCAGCGUUUGGGAGCAGAGGAAACUGGAGGAGGCGAGAAAACGCCAUAAAGAAAACAUUAUUCAGAAACAGGUAAAAGUGUGUGUGGUUGGGGGGGGGUGGGGGGGAGUGGGGGAAAGAAGGAAGGGGAAAAGUAGGCAGGAGGCUGAACCACCACUGUCACAACAAUUGUGCUGCACCAGAACUGGGCGAGCGGAACAGCAGCUCGGCAACCGUGGAGCGGAGCACAAGGCACCAACACCAAGGCAACCAACCUACAAGGCACACAAGCGGCAAACACGGAAGGCACGGCCAGCGGAUGGGCAGCAAGGCAGCAGAGCAGCGAAGCGCAAGGCAUCACCGACAACACGGCCACACCCACAGCGAACACAGCAACUUGCAGAGAACCACAUGCAAAGCAAGCGGGACAGGCAGCACUGCGGCGGUGGAGCGCAGACGAGGCAGUCCACACCUCCAACACGGAGCAAAGCAGCACAUGACCUACUCACAUCACGAUUGGACCCUGCAGACUAAUGGUUCCCACCACCCACUGAGCCAGGGAGUGACUCCGAUGAGCAUCCGUCAUCACCCAUAGGCAACACAGACAUCCCGAACCGAGCGCCCCCCAUAA